CGGAGGAACACCACGCUUGCACCGCAGUUGGCCAGUACCUGGCAUUCAGCCUGAUGGCUCUCGGCCCGCCAGGGAACCCACCCAAUGUUCGAUCGCAGGAUGAGCGACAGCGUGUGAUCUUGGAGCUGAGGCGAUGGGCAGAGGACUUUGAGACGACAUUGCGAUCUAUUCCCCGAGACGAGCGAUACGCUCCGAGCGGCUCAAGCUCCGGCUCGCUGUAUGCGCCGACGACUUAUGCAGGCAUCAGCCGGUCACCGCGCGUGCCUCGAGCAAGACCCAAACGCUGGGCUCAGGAAGAGGACCGUCCAGAUUCUUCGUCGGAUGAGUGCUCGCCUCCGAUGCCGGACACCCCGACACCGUCUGAGCCGCGGUCGAGUAGUCAGAGCCAAGGCCCACGGCGCAGCCAGCGCAUUCUGGGCCGAGCGCCGCGCGGGGAAGCUUCACACAAGAGCGACA
This is a messenger RNA of Truncatella angustata, 456 nucleotides long. RefSeq lists its product as uncharacterized. The annotation marks the transcript as partial. The transcript is spliced from 2 exons. The record is from RefSeq and is a predicted model, not a curated record. Lineage: Eukaryota; Fungi; Ascomycota; Sordariomycetes; Amphisphaeriales; Sporocadaceae.